Paramuricea clavata is the source of this 17334-nucleotide messenger RNA. Lineage: Eukaryota; Metazoa; Cnidaria; Anthozoa; Malacalcyonacea; Plexauridae. The record is from the annotation of a GenBank genome assembly.
GGUACCAGGAAGUGCCAGACCUGGAACACGUGGUGGAGAUGGUGGAAUGGGAGGUAUAUUAUUUAACAACGGAUUUGUCUCUCAUUGCUUUUAAGGAUUAUAAAAUUUUGGAAAAAACAAUUUAAAAUUUGUUUGUAUUCACUUAACACGGAAGCGUAUGCACAUUUAAGGUAAUUCCGCAGUAAUUGUUCCCGAAAUGAGAAUGUGCUGAAACUUCCCAGGCAUGGAGUUUAUGAUAUACUUAAAGUAAAAUCACACAAAAAAGUCGGGGUCACCGAACUCGUUAAGAAGAUAUGACAAUCACAAUAUACCACCUUUACCCCAAUAUGGCGCCAUCUUGACGCUCAUUACGAGUAACAGCAAAAUCACAACAGCCCGAUAUUUAUUGACGUUUUUAGCGCGGAUUCUGCUUUAGUAAACCUAUCUUGUAAUUAUUUUUGAAAAAAUAUUGUGUUUUGAGCAAAAUGAAACUACUAACGUGUACAAUUCUGAUCUAUAAAUGUCUUUUCUACAUUUCUUUACAUAUUUUUCUUGGAGAACAUGCAUUGAUAAAGGAUUUUUUCAAGAUCCAGAAAUGAUUUUUCUUUUAAUUUCGGAUAUGAAAUGUAAAAUGCAUUAAAGAAAUAAAUUAUCAGUUAAAAAACGGGGGUCACCGACCUUUUUAGGGAAUUGUGGCAUUAAAACGUGAAAUACAAGUAAAUAAAUAUACUACAGACACAGGGAACCCUAGCUACACUUUUGUAUGCCUUUUUUGAAAACAUUGAUUUUAACGUAAUUCUUUGCACGAAUGUAACCAAAGAUGUUUUGAAGUUGUCAUAAAUUUUUUUAUGAAAUUUUUUUAUAAAAUUUUAUAAGUUAUAAGAUGUGCGCAGUAAAAGUGCGCAAUGCAAAACUGCGGAAUUACCUUAAAGAAGCCAAGUGUGUUUUUUGCAACUUUGCUAGCAGGUGCUAAAGUUGCACAGGUCCUAGCUUUUCGAAGAAUCCCGUUCGUACCUUGCCUGUAUUUGGAUCUUAUAAUUAUAUUUUUAUUAUAACAUUAUAUGUAUACAUUUAAUCCAAAUAAAUUUGUUAAAAUGAAGACCGUCAAGCCGCUAACAAAUGGGUUGCUUAUCAUGCAUAUAGGCUACGUCCACCCUUUUUCGAAAACGAAAAGUAUGGAUACAACGUACUAUACUUGAAAAAUACAAGGAGAACUUCGACGUUUCGAAGUUCGUAGGGGAAAUUUUCACAAGUAUAAAAGCUCAUGUAAUUUUUCCGUGGCCUACGCUUGAAAGUUUCCUUCGCUUGUAUUUUUUAUUUUUUCAGCUAGUCGUAUCCCUAGAACGGUAUAUACAGACCGUUCAAAAUAUGUGUACCCACAGUUAGUAGCGUUUUCGGAUCGUUUUCCACCGCCCUCACUAGCAUUGAAAUACUCAUUUCGUCGUUAACGUUCAGCCUAGUUCAUGUUGUUCUGAAGCAUUUCAGCACGUGGAACCCAGGAACAAAAUAAGAACAGUGAAAAGACUGGGCUGGUGAACGUUAAUAAUGGAAAGAUCCUGGAAAGCAUGCACUCAUGGAAAUCAACAGAGAAAGACGCAAAUCCUUAGUGUUAGUCUCACUGAAAUUAUUCGCCGAUGAACAUGUAGGCUUAUAAGGGCUUUGCAAUGUUAGAGGUCUAUUAACAAUAACCCAGGGCCCAGUUGUUCAAAGCACGAUUAGCGCCAACCUUGGGUUAAAAUUUAACACGUUUUGGUUUGCGCAUUUCCGCGUGGUUUGUUUUAAAAAUUAGAAAAUAGAACUUUUAAUGAUCCAGACAAGAUUACUGGGAAAAUAUUUCUAAGUUUACAAAUUAGCUGUUGAGAAAUUUUGUGUAACGUUUUAUGUACUUCUAACUUAUAUCGGUUUAGAAGGUAACCGACUUUCGAACAACCGGUCCCAGGACAUGCAGUUUUGAACAUCCUGUUGUCUUGUUGCUUGCAGAUUAGUUGUGAACAAUAUAUAUUCACUUUGAGACUAGCAGUUCAGCUGAAAUCGGAGCAAACAAAACAUACUGACAUUAGCACGUUUACUAUACGUAUGAUUGUGUUCAUGACGUCAGUGUUUUUGUUGCUCGUCCACAUUCAAAUCUGAAACGCCUUCGUUUUCAAAAUCUCCACUGCAUUUCAAAGCCAUUUUCGAAAAGCUUGUUUUCAUGGAUGAAAGUAUCCUUUCCCCAUCGUAUGGGUGGACAAUCAGUGAAAACGCAUAUACAUGUACAAACGUACAUGAAUGCUUAUCGUUUAAACCGUAUAGGAACCUCCGCUCGUGCUCCGAAUGUUAGAACGUUGGAAAGCAAAAGCGCUAGUUGCCUACGCCGGCUAUAGAUUUCUUUAUUUUGAAAGAUGAACAUUUUCCUUUCAGCUUUGAACUCUCAGAUCAGAGUGACUGACCGUCCAAUGACAAGACAAGGUAUUGGUAUUGCCACCGGAGCAAAAGGUACGAAUCUUGUUUUGAUGAGAAAUUCUGUCAUAAAAUACAAUACAAAAGAUAAGAACCGUUCAAAAUGGUUCAAUUGUGUCGCUUACAUGUGAAAAUGUCCCGAAAUGACACGCAAUAACUUGUGUACACAAUUUUACCAAAAUGCAAUCCUAAUCCAAUGGCAAUGUUAUCAUCAGCUGUGAUUUGGAAUAGGACCAUGCAGGGUUUUAUGUGAUAAUUAAGGAUAAGCAUAAGCGAUCUGGAUAUAGCAAGGAUUACGUAAUUGCUAUAUGAGAGUUAGGAUAUUGGUAAAGAUUAUGGUUAAAGUUUUGAAUAAGUGCCCGAAAUAUAGUUACGGUUAACAUAGGUUGUGAUGGCGCUGUCAGAGCAAGCGUCUUACAUUUCUUAGAUUGCAUGCAUGCAUGUGGGCUUGAUUCUUGCUGCGGACUUAUAAUACUAUAUAAUGUGAAGACGCUGUACCAAAAGUCAUAUAUUGUCCUGGCUACUCCAUGCAGUUUCCUCCAACACGGCAUGUUUACAGGGUGGGUUGGGUAUCCUAUGCAAACUAACCCUUCCAUCAUAGCUGUGCUCCAUGGCCACCCUUAGUAAUGCAAAUAUUCGAGUCGAUCUAUCCAUGCAGGUCGAGCUGUGUCCUUCGUAUAAUUCAGCUCAGUUCUCAGCUGCGAGCGAGGAUGAUUAGCACACCCCACUUACUUACCAGUUCAGUACAUCUUGCUAUUCGUUAUUUUCAUUGAAACGUAGGCCCACACAGACAAGUGCAAGACAAGUCUUACUUCAUGGGACAGCUAAGGUAUUGUAUACCCAUAUAUCUUGAGUGUUGAAUUGAACAAUAUUAAAGACCUCUAAUUAAAGACGUUGGUUGAAAGAUACAAUUACUGUACCAGAAAAAUAUACGCAAAAGUACUGCUAAUUAAGCCCUGGUCAAACGAGAGUGAGAGUUGAUGAGAGUUGGCAGUCACGCAGUGUUACAGAGGACAUUUCAAGCUCUAGAUUAACAAAAUAAAUGUUUGAUAAGUGUUCCAACUAUACGUAUACAUUUUAACUUGAAUAAAGAACAAUACAUUAUAUAAUAACGUUAGGAAUUCAAGCGCUUUCAUUGGUCGAGAGCCAUGGUCAAAGCCUUAUCCAAUAGCAUUCCCUUAUUUGUAUAGAUCAUGUACGCGUGAUAUUUGUAAAAUUUUGACUUUUUCAAAUUUCCAAAUGUUUGAGUGGAUAAAAAGUAAGCUAUUUACUUGUUUAAUUCGGGGGUUUUCUUUUUAUUAUAUAAAACAAAUAGAUAAGAUUUUACCGUUGUCCGUUCAGUUAUAGAUACACAGCAUAUAUAUAUGACAUCAUAAUGUGUGGGAAGACCAAAAAAGUGACCCGCCUCGGCGGAUCGUGAACCACUUUUUCGCUCUUCCCACAUUAUGACGUCAUACUGUGUAUCAGUGUGUAUCUAUAACUGAACAGAACGGCAAAAUCUUAUCUAUUUGUUAAAUAGAUAAUGUUGUUUGCAUGUACGUAAGUAUUAAGAACAGCCAGCCCUGGAACAGCUAACCAAAGGUCGCGUGAUUACUAACUCGCAUAACUCGCAUGCAUACACUCUUAUCCUUGUUUGAUGCGUGCUUACUAGUACUUUUUUCUACAUUUUUCAUGUAAUUGCACACUUCAAUUAACCCACUUCUUGAACAUUGUAACUGUAUGCCCAUUUUAAUGUGUUGUUAGUUUGCACUACAGUACAUAUGUCUUUUUCACUUCCUAUACUAGAGCGAAAGUUUCAGAAAUGACAACCGAGAUAGCAAGAAUGCAGAAGGAUGUUGAUAAAUACUCUCAGGAACAUGAAACGUAUCUAACUUACGAGAAAAGGUAAAAUAUAUGCCUGAUUCUGCUUGCCAGGUUAAGUCGUCGCGACAAUAUUUCGUUCACUUAAAGACUCACUACCAUUCCUCGUUAACUCGACAGUUCAAUGGCUAGAGUGGCGGCCUAGAAACACGAAGAUGCGAGUUUGAAUCUCGCACGAGAUAACGAAUUUUUCGUUGUUCUCUGCAGUGUCAGAAUAAUAUGAAAGUGUGAAAGUAGUUUUUCAUAUCUCUGAGGAUGGUUCUGAAAUGGAAUUGAAACACUGCAUGCGCGUCCUCCAAGACAAGCUACCAUUCCUCGUUGACUCGAAAGCUCAGUGUGUAGAGGGGCGGUCUUCAAACCCAAAAAUGCGAGUUCGAAUCCCGCUCGAGGCAACACAUUUUUCGUUCUACUCUGCAGUGUCAGAAUAAUAUGAAAUAUGAAAUAGGGUUCUGAAAUAGAAUAGUAAAUUACCAGUUCUCGUCGUUAUGCUAGAUAGUAAACAUGCAGAUACUCAUAUCGUGGCUAUCAUUAAGGACCAGUAACCAGGGGUGGAUUUAUAGGGGGGGGGGGUGCACAGGGCACGCACCCCUGUUGGCCUUGGUCAACCGAGGUGCAAGGGGUGCAAAAAAAUCAAAUUCAGAAAUAUGGCAUAAUUUCCAAGGUUUUUCCUUUUUUGAAGUCAAACUGAAGCUCAUAAUUCAAUGCCUAUGCAUAUCGCAGGAAAUGGCGUUUCUAGUGUUCUAAUUUUCAAAAUUCUCGAAAUUUGGUAUGGCAAAUUGAGGGAAAAAAAUGUUUUCCCUAAAAAGUUGUCGACGGGAGGGUGGGGGGAAGUUGUUGUCCGGAAAAGUUUUUUUAAUAGGGGACCCUGAGCAGCACCCCCUAGAAAAACUUUGCUGGAUCCACCCCUGCCAGUAACUGGUCAAACGUGGGACGUUUUAUAAUCUUCAGAAACAAGAGAUGGCAUUUCAGGGUGUUUAGAUUUCGGGGGGCACCCAGACCUCUCUAGGAGUCUUGCGCCUAAUUCUGCGUUCGAUUACCAUAUUAUACCUUUGGGCGCAGAAUCGAGGCUUGGGAUUUGGCGUUAUCUGUAAUUGUGUUACAUUACAUCUGAGUUUGUUUCCAGGCUGACUGUGGAAAAUUUUACAAAAUGUUCUUCGACUAUCGGUACACAGUGUGACGUCAUAACGUUCUAAGGACAAAAGGUGUCCCAAGAGCGCUGGGCGAGUUAGUAAUCUUCUUGGGCGGGUAAUGAUCUUACCACAUCAUGACAUUAUUUGUUUAUAGAGCGGAAAGUUUGGCCUCCGAGAUAAAAGAUCUUCAAGGACAACUGGCGGACUAUAAUACAGUACGUGUACACAUUUACAGUACAUGUUAUCUGUAGGCAAUAUGAAGUCUAAUAUACUGUAUUAACUGAUCUAAACUGUCAUAUUUUUGUAUUAUUUCAAUGUUCAUUAAUCCCAGUUCUCUUUUCCUAGCUGUUGGAUAAACUAAACACUGAUUCUGAUAUGGAUGAAAUCAUUCAAGAACAUGAUGCGGUACGUCCAAUAAUAAGAACGUGCAUAGCUCUCUCCCUGCUGGAGAAACCAGCCAUACAUCUUUAAGAACGUUAACGUAGACCUAUGGCGAUUUUAGAUGUGAAAAAAGGUUAUCUGAUUAUAUUUACCAAAAACCUUGAAUCUGCCCCCAAACAGUUCCUAACUGAUAAAUAAAUAAAUAAUAAGAAAAAUUGAUGUCACUCUUGCCUUGACUUUUAUGUAUUGAAAUAGAGAUUAACCGCUUGCUCUUUCAUGCCUUUUCUCGUCCGAUAUAGUGUCUAGACGUUUUUGACUCUUGUUUUUAGAUCAAAGCCAGCAAUGACAGAGAAAGAAAGUCAAUAGACGAUUUGUUCAUGAAACGACAACAGUAAGUGACUAUAGCCAUGCAAUUGAAUUAAGGGGGGGGGGGGAGGGUUGCGAUUUUAAUUUACUACAAAAUUUAAUUUACAGGGAAAAAUUCUUCCUACUAAGUACGUUAGACACUGAAAAAGCCUGUAGUGGUUGUUUUAUUCAUAUCAAUUCUGUUCUAUAGCUGUGCAAUUUAAUUUAAUUUAAAUUGUACAGUGUUUUUAAUCCCAGGAAUGAAAUUUCCUUUCUGUGGAAUUGUGUCCAAAAGCAUAAAAAACCCACUCCUUUUAGUUUAUUUUUAGCCGCGCUAACACCAAAGUAUUACUACAACGUACGUUAGAUAACAUUUUCUUGUCUAUCGUCAGAACGUUUUAAUAGUCAACGAUAUAGUUAUCCAAUUUUCUUUCUAACCUAUUAAGUCUAAAAACUGGCAAAUCGACCACUUUACUCUAAUGUCGAACUAUUUUACUUCAUCUAACGCCCGAAGACUUUACACCCGAACGUGUCCCUCCAACACGAAACCAAGUCACUUCUCGUGAAAUAGGAGACUGUUCAUUUCAUUUCUCUAGAGCAACAACUUGCACUUAAAUGAUUCUGUAUUUGAUUCCAACUGCCUCAUGAUCUCACUGUAUGUGUGUGUGUAUGUGUUGCAGUACUUUGCUUAAUGCCACAGAGACCGUACAGACGUCCGACUCAGCCAAAUUGCCAUGAUUCGUCAUCAAAAUUCACUCGCGAUGUUCCUAACCAGUGCACUUACGAGAGGCAUUCACCCUCUGAACGUCCACAACACCAAGAAGUCGGCCUUGUGUAUAGUUUGUAUUCUGUGAUAAUGCUCUCAGUGUCCCAAUAUUUAAUUGAACUGUUACUGUCCAUAGAAAAGAAGAGCAAAUCAAAGAACUCCAACUUGAAAUAGACCAGGAAAAUAGGAUGGCAGAAAACCUGGUACAAGGCAUGGUAAGUACCAUGGAAUUGUAUUCGUUUCAGCUGUUAAUAAAAUGUCUUUGGCAUAACAAACUAUAUAUGAUGUAAGAGAAGAGAAUGUUUGUAUGCCCAUGGUGAAAAUAUUUAUAUAAUAUUUUUUUAUUAUACAAUAUAUUUUUAUUAUAUUUAUAUAUUUUUAAAAAUAUGUUUUAUUUAUAUUUAUAUGUAAAUAUUUUUUUAUUAUUUAUAUUUAUAUUUUUUAUUAUACAAUAUUUAACAAUUAUUCGCCCAAGGCGAAGUGAUUACCAGUGAAUAUUCACCGAGACGAAGUCGAGGUGAAUAUUCACCGUAAUCACUGAGUCUGAGGCGAAUAAUUGUUUUAGUAUAAAUUUUUAAUGAAUAAAACAAAAUAUCCGAAUAUCAGUUCAAUUAAAUUUCAGAAAUAAAACUGUUUUCGGCCUGUUCACUAAUACUGUAAUAGUGUUGCAGUGUUUCUUGUACACGCACACGCUUUCAAAACGGCUUCUUGUGUGACUUUAUUGCUUUAUUACAAAGUUGUUUUUCUCGAUUUCUGUUUGGAAUGAAACACAAUAACGGAAUGACUCUUUCACCAGAGUUUCUGUUUAGCAUUAAUUUCUUCAGGAAAUGGCUGAGGAAUUUGGUAAAAUGAAAUGUAAAAUUAUAUCGUUCGAAAUAAAGUUUCAAUAAUAAGCAAUUAUUGGAUGAGGCUGAGCAUGAUAUCAAGAAUUAUUCAGACCGAGGUCAAUGUUAUCUGCCGAAGCGAAGCUGAGGCGGAUAACAUAGACCGAGGUCUGAAUAAUUCUUGAUAUCAUGCGAAAGCCUCAUCCAAUAAUUGCUUAUUAUUGAAACUUUAUUUCGAACGAUAUAUUAUACAUUUAAAGACAUGAGAAACGUAUAAAUCGAUUCCUGUUCAUGAGGUAGGAAAAGUACAAUUUGAAUAUCAAACACCUUGCACAAAGUCAAAGGUCAGCUAAAUAUUCUAUUUCUACUUCUAUUUACCCCUUUGUGACUUUUUUCGUGCUUUCACUAUCCUUAUCUGCCAAUAAUUUGGAGAGUUCACUUUCAUUCAGCGAAGCAAAUCUGCUGUAGGCCAUUGUUUGUUUGUUAUAGGUUCAAGCUUUUGGCCGCGCAAGGGUUUGGGCACGAGAGAGUCCAAUAAUUUUUUUUUUGGAUGCAAGUUCGAUCCAAAAAAACAAUUAUUGGACGCUGAUGACGUCAUCGGCGGAGAAUACGUAAUAAAUGCCGAAUACUGAAAGUUAGCCGGUGCUUUCUGACCAAUUAGAAACGAGAAUACAUAUUAAAUGUAUAAUAACACUUUUUACUUUACAAGUUUCGAAAACACAAUAGUACAAUACAUCGUCUCAAGACACCAUAGAGCACAAUGAAAACACGACAUAUCAAAAGAAAUAGUAUCGUACAAAUUGAGAUAUUUAUAGGAUACAAAACAAAAUUGUUUGAAAAAGAAUAUCACGGCUUUUCCCAACAGUUGGGGUUGAAGCGAAUGUUUCGGAGUUUUAAAUAAGUUUUAAAUUGUCCGUGAAUAUGUUUGACACAGUAAAAUAAUAAAGAAAUCCUACCUUUCAAGUUAAUUACAACAUUUUGUGUUUCUUCCGUUUUCUGGGACGAUUUUUUCAAUAUUUUGUCGAUUUUGAAACCAAAUUUGCCGAGUCAUUCUAUUUGAAAAGCAUUAUUUACUACCCAGGUGGUAAAUAAUGCCUCAGAUUUACUAGUCGACUAGCCAAUCAGAACGCGCGAAAGCUCAUUUGAGAUGCAAAAUUUAUACUAAAUUUUAUUAUACAAUAUAUUUAUUAUACAAUAUAUUAUAUAUAAUAUUUUUUUAUUAUAUAUUUUUUAUAAUAUAUUUAAACUACUAUUUAUAGGCCCAAGUUACACACGAUACCGGAUUCGUAUCGGAGCGACAUCAAUUUAAGGUGUUUUCCAGUCUUUUCUGCUCUUACAACUUUUCAUAUUUGAAGUUUGUGACAAAUUCUGUUAUAUUAUAAUUUUGAGUGCUAAACUCCCCUUGAAACUGUAAAAUUUGAUGUCGCAGGGUUCGUAGCGGUCUUUGAAAUCCUUGCAUGAAAGUCUUUAAAUUUGAAUGCAGGUCUUUAAGGUCUUUGAAAAGUCUUUGAAUUGUGUGAAAAAGCGAAGAAAGUCUUUAAAAGUCAUUAAAUUCUUCAGUGAGUAUUUGAUUAUACGAUUUCCUAGCUAAUAAAAUAGAUUGAUUGAAGCAAGAUUUUCGCAAAUGUCGACGAAAAGCGCAUUUUAUGAUGUGGAUAAAAAUGGUGCUCACACUCGCAAUGUUUCGACAGCUGAUUGCUCUCAAAGGUCUUUGAAAAGUCUUUGAAAAUAGGCAGAAAAAAUAUUUGAAAGUCUUCGAAUUUUUUUGGUCUUGGAGACUACGAACCCUGUGUCGCUCCGAUGCGAAUCCGGUAUCGUGUAACUGUGGCCUUAAUAAACGUCACAAAGCGAAAUUGGUAAAAGGAAUGUAUAACAUUUUAUUUUGUAUUUCAGUCAGAAUCGAUGAAGCAAAAGUACUUGAACUUGAAGAAAAAGAAUGGCAGUCUUCAGAAAGUAUGUCACCUUUACCGUCACCGCGAUAAAUGAACCUGCAAUAUACCUGACUGUAGUUAAAUAUAUGUAACUACAAGUAUUUUGCAGAUAUUAGGAGAAGUUAGGGAGCCAUGGAGCGGCGCUACCUGCUUAGUCGUGAGAGGCUAACUCCAAAUUGUGAGCAUUGGCUACCUCCACAAAAGUAGAAUCUGCAGGCAUACAGUUCGUUAAUAAUAUAUCACCCCUCAAGUUUUCUCUUAAAAACAUAGCCGAGCCUCUAAUUAACACACACCAAUGAGGAACAUUUCAAAUGCCAUUGUAAUGAGCGUUGUACGCUGUGUCAACAAACCGUUAUCGUGAGCAAGUAUUUAUUUUUCAUAUUUUUUUUGUGCACAGGAGCUGGAUGAAAAACAGCAACAACUAGACAGAGUGACGACAAAAUUGCAAACACUUGAAGAGGUUUGACUUUAUUUUUCAGAUUGCGAACAGUGCGUUGUAAUGAAUUUUAUAUUGUUGUAAAACUUUAUCUUAAGCAGGGUUCCCAAUUUGGAGUAGGAGGCAUUUGACAGAAGUAGGCGGCUAUGUGGUGCCGAAGGUACCACUUCGCUUCGGAUUCGAGGGCGUCUCUCUCUCUGAAAUUUAAACCUGAGGUUUUGGAGGUUUUUCCAAAUAUUUAACAAGGACCAAAUAUUUAGUAAAAUUUAUGUUAGAAAAGCAGGAAACGUUUCACUUGACAUUUCUGUGCAUGGUAAGGAGGAAAUAUUUUGGUUUUAAAUUUCGUGAAAUAACCGGCGAUUGUCUGGGUUACAGAUGGCGAAAACCGCCGGGUGCCGGCUUCAGUUUGGAAGCCUGUUAAGACUGCAGCUUUCAUAACAUCGUGUUUAUUAUAACAAACAUUUUAACAAGUGAACGCAAUGUUUUAUUUUAGGAAGUAGCAUCUUCUCCUGUCAAGCAAGAAGCGGGUAAGCUAAAAUAUAAUCUGCCAUGUAUAUGUUUCAGCCAAAGUCAAAGAGAUACUGCAUAUAAAUAAAAAACCUCUCGCGAUGUUUCGAGCUAAGGCCCUUCGUCAGGGUAAGCUGAAAUGUAUAUAAUUGUCCACACUGAGUUGCUUGGUGAAUAACUGAUUCGAAGAACUGGUUGUGACUGAGCUGAUUAGGUUAUGCAGUCGAUAUAGGUUUAUCCACACACCAUGCAUAUAUUGGCAUCACAUUAGUAUUUGUGGUUAGAGCUCGACAGCUGUCUCUCUGUAGUUCAGUUGGUUAGAGCACUGCACCGGAAUCACAGGGCCGCAGGUUCGAUUCCUACCAGAGGGCCUAUACUUGCAUUUUUCACAACUGCUUCUGGUUAGGUCUAAAUAAAUGUAUACUCACAAUUUACACUCAAAAUUUCCAUCUACAAAUCCCUUCAAUACUGUAGGUAGGUCUAUAGAUAAAUCUUAACAAACCUAUAUUCCAAUAGAAAGUAUACAUUUCCGCAGUCUCUAUUUCUUUAGGGUUAACCCCUUGGGUUAAUAUUUCUACAGGUUUAACCCCUCAUUAAUCUCUCUAAUUCUCCGGAUUAAUCCCUCGUUAACCCUUAUAAUCCUCCGGAUUAACCCAUCGUUUACCCCUGUAUAAUCCUAUGGGUUGCAGGGCACGUUACCAAUAAAAUGAGUUGAUCUGACUUUAUUUGUUUGAUGAGAUAAUAUAAGUUGACGUAAUAUAUCUCCAACUAUUAAGUAUUGCUGAUGUUGUUGAAGGACUAUAUGAAUGAGAGAAUAACAUAGAAAGCUAUCAACAUGACACCUGAGCAGUAUUUAUCGAUUUUCUUUUGUAGUCACUUUAUAUGAAAAAAUCCAUGAGUUGGAGGAGAAAAAGCAAAGUUUAGUUGAUGAGGCGAACAGCAAAGGCACACCAGCGGAAGAAAGAGAAAAACUCUUGAAACAGGUAUCGUGCAUGAGAAAACGGUUAAUUUGAACACCUCAGGAGAAUUGGGUUAAUAAAAGGUUAAUUUCAACUUAAAAUUAUUAUGUUGUAAUUUUUUAGGUGAAAGAUGAUAACGAGGAAAUCCGAUCAAUCGAGAAAAGGUAAGUUAUUGUCUUUCUGCACAUUAUCUUUGGUAAACCUCAUUUUGUAUAUAUGCCUCUGCCGCAGUGAUGAGCACUAUAAGGGCACGAACUGAUUAACCAACUAGACCUACAGUAAAGCCUGCUGUAUUAAUUGAGCAAAUGAGUAUUAAAUUUGGGCGAUCUAAAAGGUGUAAAGGAUGGAAUUCGUGGGAAUGUGUUGGAGAUCAAAGGCUAUGUUCACACGAGGCCGGAUGAAUUCGUUUAUGGGCAGUAUCAUUCUUACUCUGAAACAAAGGGAAAAUUGUUUUCCUAUAAGCAAUCCAUGCAGUAUACUCCAAUCAUGCAAAUUAAAGAAAAUAGAUAACAUUGACCUGACCCUAAAACAACCCUAAAGCUAACCGUUAUUGAAGUCUUUAGACGUAAGAAGGUUCAGUGAUGGUUAUGGUUCAGGGUUGCUUUAGUGUUUACAUCAUCAAUCGUUAUAAUGUUAAUGGAGUUCUCCUACUCUAUAUAGGAUUCAGGAAAUAAAGGAGAAGGCGAGGUUGACUUCAGACGAGUUACAACAGGUUGAUAUGGACUUGGAGGAAAAUCAAGGUGAAUAUUUUACUUAUUUAGAGACCGAUCAUUAAUCAAAGUGGAUAUUUACCUGAUGCAAUGGGUUUCUUUCAUAAACACAUUACUGGUGAAUUAAUACUAUAAAUACAACAGCUUUAAAUAACUGGUUUAUGUACUGUACAAACAGUUGAAUUUUUGUACAACAAACAAAUUCACGGAAUCUGAACUACUAUACCUAGAUUCAUUCCAUCGCCUUAAUGAUCACUAGUAUUAUCAUCAUUUGGGAAGGGUCACAAUAAAUUCAUUUUAUUCAAAGGGGAAAAAAAAAGUUAAACCUUCAUUCCUCAUUUGACUGGUUUCCACAUGUAUAGACUAUAGCAUGAUGUAACAAUCAUGUUGUAUGGCAAAUGCAUUUUUAGCCAAUCUGGGACACCUGAUUUUCAAAAUAUUCUGGGGGAGCACGGACCCCCCUGAUAGCGUCACCUAGUAGUCCCCUCUAUUUACAUAUCUAUUUACCUUAGGAUCAGACCCUUCGUGCAUGUUAUUUAAAUUAGUUUUAUGUUCUGCCAUCAGCCUGCCGUGGCCCUCAAUGAAUGUGAAUUUGUUUCCAGCAAUUACAGUGAAGGUUUUUUUGCCUACAGGUGAACGAAACCAGAAGUAUCUUGAGCUAAAGAAAAGAGAGGAGACAAUGCAAGGUAUGACGUCAUCAUUAACGGUUGAAGCACAAAACAAACACGUACAGAAGUCCGAAUGCAUAAUGACGUCACAAGGCUUGAUGCCCGCGAGGAAUCCUGGUCUUAGUUGUCAUUGUUUAAUUUUACCGGGCGAUGACUACUAAGACCAGCAUUCCUCGCGGGCAUCAAGCCUUGUGACGCAUUAUGCAUAAAUGUUGAAAUUCUCAGGACGUUUGACCAUCAUCUGUUGACCAGUAACGCUAACUAAAGCCCGUGCACCUGUCAAUUUGGAUCUCAUAUAAAGGAUAUAGAGAAUGAUACAUCGGUGCGCGGAAAUACCAGAUUUAUUUCGAUUGUUGAACAUGAUAUCUCAAGAGUGAGCGCAGCGAACGAGUGAGGUAUUAUGUUCAACACGAGAAAUAAAUAUAUUUCCAAGCAUCCAUGUAUUUUUCUGUUUAUUAUAUAAAGGACAGUCUUCGAAAAGCGAUAAUUUUUACAGAAAAUUGAUAAUUGAAAAACGAUAAUUUUCACAUGAGAAAUUAUCAUAAAUAAUCUCACAUGUGAGAUUAUCAGUUUUUGUCAGUGCUCUCUAUAAAGCACUAUACUUUAUAUAAUAGUGAAAUCUCUAUAAAGUACUAUACUUUAUAUAAUCAAGCAUGUUAAUUUGGAUUUAUAUAUGUGACGUUUUCUAGAGUUUCUUGAUUCCUUUGAGGAAAACAAGAAGAGAGAACUGGUAAGCAUGUAAAGAACUGAAUUCGUUUAAAGUUCGUUUUCUUUUGUUCACGCGAAGCAGAAAAAUAAAUUUUGCGUGGUUCAAUUCAUUGUGAUUGGUUAGCGAAAAAAGUCGCCGCAAAUAAUUCAGAACCAUGCAUGCUCCUAUGUCACUAGCUCGACAACUGGCCUCUGUAGCUCAGUUGAUUAGAGCGCUGCCCGGAAUCGCAGAUUCGAUUCCUGCCAGGGACCAGGGCCGCCGAGAGGGGGGGGCAGGGGGGCAAAUUGCCCCGGGCCCCGAGGUGCUGGGGGCCCCUGAAAAAUUUUUGUUGGGCCCCAGCCUUUUUUGUGUGUUAAAUAUUUCCGCGCAAAAGACAAGAUAUCUGUUUUCUUGGGCUAAGUACCGAAUUUUGGCAUAAAAAAUGAGAUAAAGUCCCUCGAAAGCAAUUGCAACGCCUCGUCCGGAAAAAUUUUGUACUCCGGAAAAUUUUUUUUACCCCUAAAAUGGUACACUGACCGAAAUUUUUUUGGCGACGGGGGGGGGGUAUGGGAGGUUGUUCUCCGGAAAAAAAAUUUUCCGGGAAAAAUUUUUUAGAUAGGGGCCCUUAAAAAAAAAUUUGCCCCGGGCCCCCGCGAACCUCUCUGCCGCCCUGGCAGGGACCUGUAAUUCGCAACUGUUCCAGGUUAGGUCAAAUAAAUCAUAUAAAUGUAUAUAAAUUUCCCAUCUACAAGACCCUUCAACUAUUAUUGAAUCGAGUAAGAUGCCAACAAAAUCUCGAUAUUUUUAGAAUACUAAAUUCGUUCGAGGGACUAGUGAUUGAAACAUUUUAUUGUGAUAUAUCAGUAUGCAUUAUCAUGCAUCUUAUAUGCAUUAUUGAGUGUGAUUAUAUCCACAUGUUUAAUUGAUUGUUAGAACCAUUGUAAUAUUUAGGAACGCACGUCACAGCUAGAAGGAAAUAUCAUGUCAAUUCUGGAACACAUGAGCAGGGUAAAAUUUCUCAUUAUUUUACAGUUAAUGUUAGGUCAAGAUAAACUUUUCAUGCCUGGAUAUUUUGAGCCACUGCACUUUUGCAAUUAUUGCCAAUAUUUUAAUAAAUAUACAUUUUGUGUUUUAAUUUAAAUUAACGCUAAACUAUACUUAAUCUUGAUGUAACUAUACUAUAAUUUUUCCCCACAGAGGAUGAUCCGUUCUAAACAUUUGCCAAGUGUUGGCGAGCUGAAACAAAUGCAGGUAUAAUGCAAGUUUCUCAUCUUAUAGUUGUUUCUCAAUCAGCAACGAACUUCAUACGUACACUUCGUAUUUGUUGGUUUUAUUUCUAGGCUGAUUUAAACUUCAAAGAAAAUGAAAUGCAGAGAUCUCAAAAUACAUCACAUUCGUUACAGUCAGGUAUUCUGUAUUUUCUAUAUUUAUCAACGCUCUAUAUAUUAAGGAUUAAAUAUGAACACAUUAUGCACACUGCCUCGUACCCAGGCGUCUCUUUGUAAAAAAAUAGCGAUGCGCAUAUGACGAGUUUACAUGAAGCAUUGUAGUGGCGAGAGAAAGGCGAAGGGGCUGAUGGGAAGAGUUACAUGUACAAUUCUGGGGAAAGUUGUACGAAGGCCGGAUAGCUGCACCAUCCACCGCUUGUGACUUAUACUGGGUGAGAUGCCUAGAAAUACGGAAAUUUUCCCCUCAUCUUUAUUUCAACUAUUCUUAUUUGUCGUUACUCAAUUAUUGUUCUUUAUAGAACAUGAACGACUGCAACUGGAUUUGGACAAAGUCCAACAGGUACUGUAUAUAUAGGACUGAUGAACAGUGCUCUUGAAAUUUGUAUAUGCAUAUGCAUAGUUAAUAUGAUUAAUAACAGCACCUGAAAUAGACAACGUCUAACCGCCGGUACUUUCGGAGUGGGGGCAUUAAUGUUUAUUUCUGGGGGGGGGGGGGCGUUAUUUGGGGAAAAUGUCACAUGGUCAAACAGUGAACCUUACGUUAGCAAUCCUGAGGUAUGCAAAAGCUCGAUAAGCAUACCUAUACACAUGCUCAGACCACUCACUAGCAAGUAGGAAAAUGAUGUUUUGGAGAAAAAUUUCAACAUGCAACCAAAGAAACAUUAGAGACGUUCAGAUAACCUGGUUCAACCUUACGGAUAUAGGUAUAGCGUCGUUUUGUUAAGCAAUCAAUUUGUCAAUGUCUGUAUGGUUUGCUCGUAAUUACCGUAAACCUUCGCAGUAAACCAUUUAAUCAUCCUGAGUCGACAGAAAAACUAUGAUCAAAUGUGCGAACAGUGAAAAUUGCUAACAACGUGACGCUACCCGACCCGGAACGGCCGUAUUAAGAUACACCGAUCUAAUGCCAAACUGACAACUGGACUACAGCAGUGGCGGGCACUUUGCGAAAUAUUGGGGUGCGAGUAUUUAGAAACAAAUGAAUUGAAUUGAAUUCAAAAGUAUUCAAGUAGAACUGUCAUGAUCUCAUCUUUGAAUUUUGUGAAAUGACAUGGUAUUAUCGGUAUCGGGAAAAUAUCGGUCCUUCAAUAUCGGUUAUCUGAAUAUCGGUGAAUUUCCAUAUCGGUGCAUCACUAGAAUUAGGUUGCCAACUUAUGACCACCUUUUGUAGCUGUAUGAAAUCUUAGUUCUUUAAAUUUUAUUUGCCUUAAAUUUCAUGCAAUACUUAGCAUGGCUAAGGUGGCUCGCUACAGUUCAUAGAAAUGUUGAAAAUGCGUAAACUAGAUCACCUUUUUGAAAAGAUGAUGCUCUUUACAAAUCGAAAUUUGUAUAUUAUAUAUACAGCGACAAUCAAACAGUCGACAAUUGGUCAGAAAAGUGACGUCACCACUGUUGCUAUGGCAACAAUGACGAUUCAAGAUGGCCGAUAUUUUGGCUUUGAAUGCAUUUUACUUUAAAAAAAGAUCGGUUACCCCCAUUUUUUAUUUCAGAAAACAUUUUCUUAUAGUGCAAUGCACUAUCUGACCAAUUUAAAAAAAAUUCUGUAAUGCAAAAAAAAAUUUAUUUCGAAAAACCAUGUUUAUAAAUUUUUUAAAAAUUUGGCAUUACAGAAUUUUUUAAAAAUUUGUCAGAUAGUGUAUUGUACUAUAAGAAAAUGUUUUCUGAAAUAAAAAAUGGGGAUAACCGACCUUUUUUUAAAAUAAAAUGCGUUCAAAGCCAAAAUAUCGGCCAUCUUGAAUUGUCAUUGUUGCCAUAGCAACAGUGGUGACGUCACUGUUCUGACCAAUUUUCGACUGUUUCAUUGUCGCUGUAUAUAUAAGAUACAAAUUUCGAUUUGUAAAGAGCAUCAUCUCUUCAAAAAGGUGAUCUAGUUUACGCAUUUUCAACAUUUCUAUAAACUGUAGCGAGCCACCUUAGCUUACCAAUGCUUUCACGAUUUGAAGUAUUAUCGUUACAGCGUUGUUACAUAGUUGUUAAACUAUCAUGAUAUUCAAAGGCUUUCAGAAAUUAUUGCGAUUCACUGCCCCCCCCCCCCCCCCUGGUGUCCGCCACUGUGCUGUAGUUCAGUGAUCAAAGCGCAGGUUUGAUUCAUACCGGAGGACCGUAACAGACUGCUCCAGGUUAAGUCUGUAAACAGUGUUUCUUGUUCUCGAUCCUGACCUCAACGAGGAUGGUGUCUUAAUAAAAGGCGUUUUAUUACAGCUUGAAAACAAGAUAAGCUCAGAAUUAGAAGUUUUGAAGACUAAAAUUUCCUCAAUGGAGCAGG